AUGGCAACGGCUAAGACCUGGAAGAUUUGGAGGGAAAUCGGAGACGCCGUGGUUAAUGCGUCGAGGAACCCUAACCGGAGAUGGUACGGACCUCACAUGGCCGCUUCGGUUCGAGCAAUAUCAGAACGUAUACAGCUAGUCGAUUUCGUACUCGAGAUCAGAGACGCUCGUAUUCCGUUGUCUUCUGAGUAUGAGUUGUUGAGAAAGUUUCCACCUUUACCGUCAAAACGGAUCCUUGUGUUGAACAAGAUGGAGCUUGCGGAUCCUUUGGAGUUGAACAAGUGGAUGGAUUAUUUUGAGCAGAGAAAUUAUCUGUCCUAUGCAGUUAACUCACAUAAUAAAGAGUGUGUCAAGCAAUUUCUCAAUUUCUUGCAGAGCCAAGUUAGGGAACUGCACAAGUCAGGCCAUUCUGGUCAUACCACAACGAUGAUGCUCCUCGGGAUUCCUAACGUGGGAAAAUCCGCUCUCGCCAAUUCUCUUCAUCAAAUCGGGAGGAUUAGUGCUGCAGAGAAAGGUAAGCUAAAGCAUACAACAGUUAGUCCACAGCCUGGAGAUACUAAAGACAUUAUGAGCUUGAAGAUCGGUAGUCAUCCCAACGUCUAUGUACUGGACACGCCUGGAAUUUUCCCUCCUAGUCUACUUGAUGCUGAGAUCUGCUCAAAAUUGGCUUUAACAGGAGCUAUCCCGGAUGAUAUAGUUGGGGAGACAAAACUCGCACGGUUCUUUUUGACUAUUCUAAACUCUAGCCAUGAAUACAAGAAAUGGGAGAAACUUUGCAAAUCUCAGGAUUUCACAGAGAGUUUAUCCAACGAAAUCUCCACGUCUUAUGUUCAACGUAAGAGGCAGUACCCAACAGAUCAUACACAGGAUUUUAUAGUUUACGAUGUAAGGAGGGUUCUGUACGAGACAAUUUCAGCGUUUGACGGAGACUUAGAUGAUGAUAUCAGCAUGGGAAAUCUUAUAGAGACGCAGUUCGCUGCCUUGAGAACGGUUCUUAGGGUUACAGAAGAAGCAAGUGAGUUUGCUGAUCUCAGAGUUGCUUCUAAGAUAUUGAAUCUAUAUAGAACUGGUAGACUUGGGCAUUACACUUUGGAACAUGUUUCUGCUUCAGAAAAAUCUUAACA
Eutrema salsugineum is the source of this 1124-nucleotide messenger RNA. RefSeq names its product DAR GTPase 2, mitochondrial. The coding region runs from base 1 to 1122 and encodes 373 amino acids. Gene Ontology annotation, molecular function: GTP binding; GTPase activity. Gene Ontology annotation, cellular component: mitochondrion. The record is from RefSeq and is a predicted model, not a curated record. The transcript has 7 exons. Lineage: Eukaryota; Viridiplantae; Streptophyta; Magnoliopsida; Brassicales; Brassicaceae.